Messenger RNA from Podarcis muralis (Common wall lizard), 3306 nucleotides. Lineage: Eukaryota; Metazoa; Chordata; Lepidosauria; Squamata; Lacertidae. The record is from RefSeq and is a predicted model, not a curated record.
AGGAGAGAAGAUGGAGGGGGAGAAGGAAGCUGAGAUCUCCCAGCAGAAGAAGAGAACAGUUGCUGGUUGUUGUCACAGCUGUACAAAGUGCACACCCUUUGCCCCUCCAUAAGGAAAGGGGAAGGAGACAGGAGAAAGAACGGCUGGGAAGAAGAAAGAAAGGUAACCCCAGAACUACUUCUUCUUGAUCAAGUACACCACCUCUCUGCCCACAAGAGAAGCUAUUCUGGGGGCAUUUUUUCCGUCCCCUGUCCCUUCACGUCCUGCUGCCAUCCUGCAGCCGCCUCUCAUCUCAACAAAGCCACACAUUCUGGAUCCGUCAUGGCCUCAGCCCCCCCAUCCACAGAUGUAGGAGAGGAAGUCUUGUGCCCCAUCUGCAAGGACUUCCUGACAGACCCCGUGACCUUGGAUUGCGGCCACAACUUCUGUCAGGGCUGCAUCACCAAGCACUGUGAAAUACGGGAUGAAAUUGACAUGGGGGACUGCAAGUGUCCCGUCUGCACGGUCAAGAUCCAGAGCAGAAAUUUCUGCCGCAAUUGGCAGCUGGCAAAUGUAGCAGAAAGACUCAAGCUCCAGAGAAAGCAACUAUGUGAGAAGCACAAAGAAAAACUCCACCUGUUCUGCAAACAAGAUGAAGAAUUGGUGUGUUUGUUUUGUCAGCAAUCCCCAGAACAUAAAUCACACACUGUGGUUCUCAAGGAAGAGGCUGCCCAGGAAUACAAGACACUCAUCUGUGAUCGCCUGGAGCAUCUGAAGAAAGCGCGAGUGAAAAUUCAGGCUUAUGAAGCAAAAAUAGGAGAAGAAAGCAACAGCCUGCUUAGAAUAACAGAAACUGAGAGGCAGAAUAUAGAGGAGCAGUUCAGACAACUGCACCAGUUUCUGGAAGAACAAGAAAAGCGUCUGCUGGAUGAAAUAGAAGAAAUGGAGAAGGAGAUCACAAGAAGAAGGGAGAAGCACCUGGCUGGACUCUCUGAGGAACUCUCCUCUCUUGAAAGGAGCAUCCAGGAGAUGGAGGAGAAGAGUCAGCAGCCAGCGAGUGAACUCCUGCAGGAUGUUAGAAGAACUUUGCAGAGGUGUGAGCGAAGCGGGACAUCUGAAAAUCCACUCACUUUCCCACUAGAAUUGAAGAGGGAGAUCUCAAAAUUCAGGGCUGCAAAUCCCAUUCUAUAUGUUGGGGUAGAGAAAAUAGAAGAUGCUCUGUUAUCUGGACUGCUUCAGAAAGCAAAUGUCACUCUGGAUCCAGACACAGCCCAUCCCUGCCUCAUCCUGUCCGAGGAUCAGAAAAGUGUGAGAAAGGGAAGAAAACAUCAAGUCCUGUCCAAUUAUCCUGAGAGAUUCAGUGCCAUGCCUUGUGUGUUGGGAUGUGAGGGAUUUACAGCAGGCAGACAUUUCUGGGAAGUCAAUGUGGGAAGUGAGGAAUGGUGGGCUGUGGGGGUUGCCAGGAAGUCUGUGGAGAGAAAGGACUUCUUCCCCUUAAGGUUUGAGGGAGGCAUCUGGGCUUUGGAGAAGUGGCUUGGCGAGUACAGGGCCUUCACAUCCCCUGAUUACUUUCCUCUGUCCCUGAGUGAGGAGCCCAAGAGGAUCCGGGUGACUCUGGACUAUGAAGAGGGAUAUGUGUCUCUUUCUGACGCUGACUCAGGGGCUGAACUCCACACAUUCUCAGGAGCCUCGUUCUUUGGGGAGACCCUUCUCCCUUUCUUUUGUCUGUGGGGAAAUGAAACCCAACUCAGGACCUCCUGUUAGGAGCAGAAUUGACACCUUUGCAGGUGUCCUGUGAGAGGAGUCAUUCCAGUCACACUUGGAGGAAACGACAAAACAAAAUCUGGGAUUUUCUUUUCCCUCUGCUUUCCCAGAAUUCCCUCUGCAGUGGAGUCCUUAAAGAGAGGGAAACACUUUAACCGUCUCAAUUAUAAACAAUCUAUUUCUCCAAAGAAUUCACUUGCCACCCCCUGCGAUCCUGGUUCUGUUGUUCACCUUCCUCUCAUGACAGGACCUCCACCAGCUGUUAAAAUGCCCACAUUGAUUAAUAGAUUACUGGAGAACAAUCCCUCCAGGCACCUUUUGCAACUACAGCUUGUGCAUCUCAGGCAGGAAGGAAAUAAGAAGACUGUCUGUGAGGCCCCAACGUCCAACCCUUUGCAAAUGCAGCCUCCCCAUCUCCACACUUCCCCAGAGAGAAAUCUCACUGAAUCCAGAGUUGAUGGGAGUUGUAGUCCAGCAACUUGGCCAAGUCUGCCCUUUAUAAUCCACAUGGUGUCUUCCCUUUGGCCCCCACCCUGGAUGUGAGAUGUUCCCACAAAGAGGGUCUUUUCAGUAUGUGUGGAACCCCCUCCCACCAGAUCACACUUCCCCACACAGCAAGAGGUCUCUCCAAGUCCCACAUGUGCAGCCCCCAUCCGCCAAUAAGGGGGAGAGUUAAGUGUUCAGGGUAGUGGAGAUGUCUCCAAGCCUCUUAAGUCUUUCUGCCUAGCAAAGGGAGGAAACAGUUGCCAGGGGUAGCAGGAGGGCUCUCUCAGCCCCUCAAGGGCAGCAGCUAGCAUUCUUGUUCUCUCUUUGGUGGCUAUUGAGGUGCUUCAGAGAAGGGAGAAGACACCCCUUCACCUUCCUCCCUGCCCCCUCUCUCCAGAUCCACAUAAGUCCAACAACCAGGGAGGGAGGGAGUUCAGCAGACCAAAGGCCCAGUCUCCCCAGUGCUAAUGCCCUUUUACUGUGUCAGGAACAUGCUGCAGAAUACACCAGCCUGGAGGGACCCUUGACACAGCAAGGGAAGGAAAUCUGCCCCUCGGCCCUUUUCCUAAUUAGGGACUGUGGGGUUUCAUUGCUCCAAUGAAGACCACGCUGGGUGCAGUUCUCCAGUGGACCACUUGAUGUCAGCGUUCCACCAUGAGCAAGGCUCUUGUUAUAGUAUCCACCAGAGCUUUCCAAACUUUUCACCCUGCUGACACGCUUUUUAGACAUGCGUCAUUUUGCAACACAGUAAUUCAGUUUUACUAGCAAACCAGAGGUUAAACCAGGGGUCCUCAAACUACGGGCCACGGGCCACAUCCGGCCCACCAGUGUCCUGAACCCGGCCCACCCCCAGGCCACACUGCCUCUAAGCCCAAAUCCUCUGUGGGCUGGGCGUGCACCUCUCUGCCCUGCCCACCUCACAGGGCUGUUGUGGGAUGCAAAGGCGAGCAAGUUCCACAGGAGCAGGGUGGGAGGGCCAUGCCAGCUGCUCCUUUCCUCCAGCCCCGCCCCCUCUGCUAGCCCCGCCCUUCCCCGCACAGGUACUUCUGCUGGGCGCAAUACCCUGCACGGAGGCUG